GCUCUGAACCCACCCCUUUCCUGCGCUUGGUGUCCAGGGGAUCUUGUACCCCAUCUUCUGGUACCGCCCUGGCAGCAGCACCCGCGAGCCUGGUGGAAGAUUCAAGAGGUUUGAGGUGGACUGCGCUCCCAGCAGCCCCGUUACUCCGAUGGGUGGCUGAGGCGCCUACACACUCCGUGCUCCACGGUUGCUCAAGGGCAGCGAGUCAGUGGUCCUGUGGCCAUGGAAACGGCAGUGAUGGGGGUGGUGGCUGUGUUGUUCCUGGUGACCGUGGCCAUCACUUGUGUUCUUUGCUGCUUCAGCUGUGACGCGAGAAGCCGGGACCCUCAGGAACGCCCCGGCCACAGCUUCACGGUGGCUACAUUUCGCCGGGAAGCUUCCUUCUUCACAGGACCCAGUCGUCCAGCUCAGCCCAUGCCCACUGCCCGGGACUUCUGGUCUUUCAUGUAGUGCCUCAUGGCACAGUGUUGGGACCUGGAUGGGCAGCCAAGGGAGGGAGACAGCACUGACCCCUGACCUAGUAGCAGGAUCUGUCGCCUGGAAGGGGUGGAGGGGUGAACAGCCAGCAUGUGGGACGCGUGGUGGGACCGGCUUUGUGGAUUGCUGCAUGUAACACUUACUGGAACUGACUGGCAAGCCGUGUGCCAGGGAAAGGAUUUGUAUUGCCCCAGCAGAUGCAGCACCCUCCAGUGGAUGCAGGAAGGAGGCACCUCCCCCGAUGGAACAGGAUUGCACAGAAUCCUUUUCCUCCUGGCCUGUGCGAGAUAGCCCCGAAGUUCAGAAGCCACACAGCUGCUCUCUGGGAGCAAGUGGUCCAGUGGACACUUGAGAAAGUAUGGCCUUUUAUGGGUCUUUGCAAGUCGUGCUUGGGAAAACCACAAAAGGAAAAAGAGACACACGAGUCGCACAAAGUCCAAGAUGUUUUAUUCACAGGAAAGCCAGAAAGCUGACUUUUCAGCCAAUUCUGGGCCAGUCUUCAUUACCGCUCUCUAACAGGUCCCAUGGGGAAUGUGAGUGAUUCUCGUUACUGAGGAAGGUCACAGAAUCAUGGUGAAAAGCUGAUUCUAAAAGCAUUGAAAGGUUAUGUUCCAUUGGAAGCUUGA
Messenger RNA from Ochotona curzoniae (black-lipped pika), 1103 nucleotides. It is a transcript of the gene SPAAR, whose product is annotated as small regulatory polypeptide of amino acid response. Lineage: Eukaryota; Metazoa; Chordata; Mammalia; Lagomorpha; Ochotonidae. The transcript has a single exon. The coding region runs from base 223 to 450 and encodes 75 amino acids. The record is from RefSeq and is a predicted model, not a curated record.